GCUGGCCGGGAUCCUGGUGGCGAUUGGCUGAGUGGGCUGUUACUCAGCCGUUUCCGGAGCAGCGGCGGUAGCGGUGGCUGAGGAGUGGGAUUCGACGUUAAAUUGAGAAGGGACCCCGGGAGUCCGAACCCCGACUAAGAGACGUAACUCCUCCUUCACCCGGGCGCCGCCGCCUCCAGUUCAGGGGCUCAGAUUGCGAUUGAGCUGAGGCAGCUUCGGAGCCACUCGGCCGUCCGCAAGGCCUGAAGAGACUAUCCGCUUGGCCUGCGACUUGGGCCACUCCAGCAGCGGGGCCGCGGGGCCUGUCACGGGCCGCAGCUCCCGGACCAGCUGACUUCCCUAGAGUCCAGCAAGAUGGCACAAUGGAAUCAGCUGCAGCAGCUUGACACACGGUAUUUGGAGCAGCUUCACCAGUUGUACAGUGACAGCUUUCCCAUGGAGCUUCGGCAAUUCCUGGCUCCCUGGAUAGAGAGCCAGGACUGGGCAUAUGCUGCCAGUAAAGAAUCACACGCCACCUUGGUCUUCCACAACCUCUUGGGUGAGAUUGAUCAGCAGUACAGUCGCUUCCUUCAGGAAUCAAAUGUGCUUUAUCAACACAACCUGCGAAGAAUCAAGCAAUUCCUACAGAGCAGAUAUCUUGAAAAGCCAAUGGAGAUUGCCAGGAUUGUGGCUCGGUGCCUGUGGGAGGAGUCUCGACUCCUUCAGACAGCAGCCACAGCUGCCCAGCAAGGAGGGCAAGCCAACCACCCCACAGCUGCUGUGGUGACAGAAAAACAACAGAUGCUAGAACAACACUUGCAGGAUGUGCGGAAACGAGUACAGGAUCUGGAACAGAAGAUGAAAGUGGUGGAGAAUCUCCAGGAUGACUUUGAUUUCAACUACAAGACCCUGAAAAGUCAAGGAGACAUGCAAGAUCUAAAUGGAAACAACCAAUCAGUGACUAGGCAAAAGAUGCAGCAGCUGGAACAGAUGCUGACUGCCCUUGACCAGAUGCGAAGGGGAAUUGUGAGUGAAUUAGCAGGCCUUCUUUCAGCCAUGGAGUAUGUGCAGAAGACUCUUACAGAUGAAGAACUGGCUGACUGGAAGAGGAGACAACAAAUUGCUUGUAUUGGAGGCCCUCCCAACAUCUGCCUGGAUCGCCUAGAAAACUGGAUAACUUCCUUAGCUGAAUCUCAGCUCCAGACCCGUCAGCAGAUAAAGAAACUGGAAGAAUUACAGCAGAAAGUCUCCUACAAAGGUGACCCUAUCGUCCAACACCGACCUAUGCUGGAAGAGAGAAUUGUGGAGCUUUUUAGAAAUUUAAUGAAAAGUGCCUUUGUUGUAGAGCGGCAGCCCUGCAUGCCUAUGCACCCUGAUCGGCCCUUGGUCAUCAAGACAGGUGUUCAAUUCACUACCAAAGUCAGGUUAUUGGUCAAAUUUCCUGAAUUAAACUAUCAACUUAAAAUUAAAGUGUGCAUUGACAAAGACUCUGGUGAUGUUGCGGCAUUAAGAGGGUCCCGAAAAUUCAACAUUCUGGGAACAAAUACGAAAGUUAUGAACAUGGAGGAGUCCAACAACGGAAGUCUCUCUGCAGAGUUCAAACACUUGACCCUGAGGGAGCAGAGAUGCGGCAAUGGUGGUCGGGCCAACUGUGAUGCCUCUCUGAUAGUGACUGAAGAACUUCAUCUCAUCACCUUUGAGACAGAAGUUUACCAUCAAGGCCUAAAGAUUGACUUGGAGACACACUCUUUACCAGUGGUGGUGAUCUCUAAUAUUUGUCAGAUGCCAAAUGCUUGGGCUUCAAUCCUUUGGUAUAAUCUGUUGACCAAUAACCCCAAGAAUGUUAACUUCUUCACCAAGCCUCCUAUUGGGACAUGGGAUCAAGUUGCUGAGGUGCUAAGCUGGCAGUUUUCCUCCACCACGAAGAGGGGCUUGAGCAUUGAGCAGUUGACCACACUAGCAGAGAAGCUUUUAGGACCUGGUGUGAAUUAUUCAGGAUGCCAGAUCACAUGGGCCAAAUUUUGCAAAGAAAACAUGGCUGGCAAAGGUUUCUCCUUCUGGGUUUGGUUGGACAACAUUAUUGACCUUGUGAAGAAGUACAUUUUGGCACUGUGGAAUGAAGGGUACAUAAUGGGAUUCAUUAGCAAGGAACGAGAACGAGCCAUCCUGAGCACGAAACCUCCUGGGACCUUUCUGCUGAGGUUCAGCGAGAGCAGCAAAGAGGGAGGGAUCACCUUCACCUGGGUGGAGAAGGAUAUCAGUGGCAAGACGCAGAUCCAGUCCGUGGAACCAUAUACAAAGCAGCAGCUAAACAAUAUGUCCUUUGCUGAAAUCAUCAUGGGCUAUAAAAUCAUGGAUGCCACCAACAUCCUGGUGUCUCCUCUGGUCUAUCUCUACCCUGACAUUCCUAAGGAGGAGGCAUUUGGAAAGUAUUGCCGGCCAGAGAGUCAGGAGCAUCCGGAAGCUGACCCAGGUAGUGCUGCUCCAUACCUGAAGACCAAGUUUAUCUGUGUGACCCCAACGACCUGCAGCAAUACCAUUGACCUGCCGAUGUCCCCCCGCACUUUAGAUUCAUUGAUGCAGUUUGGAAAUAAUGGUGAAGGAGCUGAGCCCUCAACAGGAGGGGGACAGUUUGAGACCCUCACGUUUGACAUGGAAUUGACUUCUGAAUGUGCUUCAUCUCCCAUGUGAUGGGCUAAGUAUGGAAGCUACAGAAUGAUGUAACUGAGACACCUAAACCCCACCCCACCCCUUCCACAAAAACUCCCAAACCCAACAACCAAAUCCCAGAUCAACUGAAACUUGUAUCUUUGUGACUCCAGAUCAUUUUCUUGGAUCUCCUGCUUCUCAUUUAUCCUUAAGUGAUUAGGGUACCUUUCUCCUAGAGAAAUGAAUGCUUCUAGGUUAUAUGCUAUUGACGAAAUGGAAGUCAAAAUGGUUCAUCCUUUGAAACUAUGGUUGUUUAGGUUGUUUAGGAGUAUGAGGGUGAGGGAGGCAGGAGGAAGAAGAAAGAAAUGUUCUUUGGUUCUUCCCCACAGCAUUCUUCCUCAGUAAUUAUUUGGGGAUUUGUGUGUGUGUUCUGGAUUUUUCUGUUUGGUUUUUUGUUUUGCUAGACAAGUGCCUACUGGUGCCAGCUGCAUCCAGUGCCUGUUCUGUAAAUUAAUGUUCCAGGCUGCAUCUGACUGAAUGCUGCCAGCACCUGCUGCACCUAUUAUCUUGCUAACAUCCAAAUAGAAGUGAGGAUUUUUUAAUCCUCUUGAGUUUCUUUUUAAACUUGGAAAAGUUAAAAUCAAAAAAGAAAAGAAACCUCAUUCUCUCCUAUAUCAGAGCUUUUAAAAAAUGUAUUUAAGAUUCCUCAGAGACUUCUUCCAGGUAAUCAGCAAUCCCAGAUGGCAAUUUUUCCUUAGACUCCUGGAGUGACUUUAUCAAAUUUAUUCAUUCAUUCAUUCAUUCAUUCAUCCAACAAACUUGCUCAAGGUGUUGGGACACAAAGAUAAAAUCUGACAUGAUCCCUGCCUUCAAGGAGCUUAUUAUUGAUUACCUCAAAUGGUAGCUGAAGCUCUGAAACUAUCCGUUGGCCUUUAAAACAGACAUGCUUAGGAAGAGCCUAAAAUGAUAUAUCUAUAAAUAAGUAUUGAGAUUUUCUUUGGUAAACCUUUUUAUUCCCUUUGCUAGCCUCUUAACCCCAAAGCCUUUGUUUCUAGUUCUGAGCUUGGUUGUUAGGGUGCCUUAUUUGGGUCGGAGGGAGUUUUCCCUCCAUGGGCCCAUAUGACCCUUCUCAUCUCUUCUGGUUUCUCAGUGUCCAAGUCCCAUUGCUUUAGGGAUCCUACUUCUGAGACAGACCCAUAAUAGCACUGUGGUGUUGGGCCUUGAGCCUCACAAAGUGCCCUCCUGGUUUCAGAGGACUCGGCUCUCCUAGGUCCUCAAAGUUUCCAGUACUUAUUUCAUCUUUAACAUAAGUCCCAGUGCAAAAGAAUUCUAAGAUGCUUUUCUGCCAAGAACUUAUGCUUAGGCUGGGCCUGUCCCUUGGUUUUCUCUAAGCCCCGAGGGGAGGUCCCACUUUGGGACCUGGGAGAGAGCAAGAUGAUACUUCCCCCCAUCCCUGUCCUUGACUGGCCUUAAAUUGUCCUCAGGCCUCUUCUGGUGCUUCCCUUUUUGCCUUCCUAGUAUUAGCCAGCCAAAUGAUAGAGCACCUUUGUAGUAUUGUCCCAUGGGCUUUCCUAAAGAGGAUUUAAGUCCAUUCUUCUCCAGAGGCAGCACUUGGGAUGGGAGGACCUGGAAGAGUCCUGUUCUCACUUGUUCGCUGCUCUCCAUCAAUCCCCACAGCAGUCUUUGAGCUGAAUGGGGAGACUGAUCUCCCCAAGGGCACUCUAGAUGUCUCCUUGGGGUGGUUUCAUCUUUGGGAUAGGAUGGAGUUGGCACUCAGGCAGGCCCUUUGGGGCAUCUCGGCUGGGCAGGUUGGAAAACUGAGAGCUGCACUCCAGAGAACUCACUGUUGCUGUUUUGCCAGAUGGGGCUAGAGCAGAGGUGGCUGACAUGGUGCCCUGGGGAGGGGGCAUUUAGAAUUGGUGAUUUUAGGUGGCAUGUGUUUUUCUGUUUCUAAUUUUUGUGAUGACAAAAGCAGUGAAAGGAAUUGAAACUUGAUUUACCUUUUCCUCCAUUUAAUUCUUUCCCCUCCACAACAGUGUCUUGGGUAAGUCUGCUGCCCUAAACCCUUUCAGACUCCCUUUCUUCCUCCUCAUGCCCCCAAGGGGCAUGUUACCUGUUACCAACUUGUACAUUGGUUCUGUUUGUAAAACAACCUCUGAGCUGCUGUCCUAGUCCUCCUUGCAUUCUGACUCCAAUGUAUACUUCAUACUGUAAAAAAAAAAAAAAAAAAAAAAAGUUGGUUUUUGUAUAUUUUAUUGCUGUAUCUAUCUGCUUUUAACUUCUAGAAAUAAACAUUUUAAAGCAAUUA
Sarcophilus harrisii (Tasmanian devil) is the source of this 4936-nucleotide messenger RNA. RefSeq names its product signal transducer and activator of transcription 3 (gene STAT3). Gene Ontology annotation, molecular function: RNA polymerase II cis-regulatory region sequence-specific DNA binding; DNA-binding transcription factor activity, RNA polymerase II-specific. Gene Ontology annotation, biological process: regulation of cell population proliferation; cell surface receptor signaling pathway via JAK-STAT; defense response. The record is from RefSeq and is a predicted model, not a curated record. The transcript is spliced from 24 exons. NCBI's taxonomy places the organism in Eukaryota, Metazoa, Chordata, Mammalia, Dasyuromorphia, Dasyuridae. Bases 355 to 2670 code for a protein of 771 amino acids.